AUGCUAAAGGGUAUGGUGAGUUUGGUGACUGGGGGUGCUUCGGGUUUAGGCAAAGCAACCGUAGAAAGAUUAAUUAAGAGUGAAGGAAAAGUUGUGAUAUUGGACAUUCAAGGAACAAGAGCACAGGAACUUGCGAAGCGUCUUGGAGGGAAUGUAGCUGUUUCUGUUGGUUGUGUUUCAUCAGAAGAUGAUGUGAAAAAGGCAUUAGAAUUGACAAAAAGUGAAUUUGGUAGACUAGACACUGUUGUGAACUGUGCUGGAUUUGCACAAACACGCCAAGUGUAUAACUUUUACAAAGACAAGGAGUGUUCUAUGGAUGAUUUUAUUAAAUGUAUCAAUGUUAAUACAAUAGGCACUUUCAACACAAUCAGAUUGGCGGCCGGUUUGAUAGGGAAAAAUGAACCAAAUGAAGAUGGCCAAAGAGGAGUAAUUGUAAAUACAGCUUCGACAAUAGCAUACGAGGGCGACAUUGGUCAGGCAGGUUAUGCUGCUUCUACAGCCGCUGUCAUUGGAAUGACAUUACCAAUAGCAAGAGAUCUGGCAUCUAGAGGCAUCAGAGUGGUUACUAUUGCACCAGGUAUAUUUGAAACUCCAUUAGUCACUUAUUUACCGAAAAAAAUGAUCGAAUUUAUAAAGCGAAUGACACCAUUCCCUUCUAGACUGGGAAAACCAGAGGAGUUUGCUCAUUUAGUAACAAGUAUAGUUGAAAAUCCUAUGCUAAAUGGUGAAGAUAUAUCAGUUAACACGCAGGUGACUGAAAAUGAAGGGUCGGCUGAAUCUGAGCAGAACAAUACUAUAGCUGGUAGUGAGAAACAGAAAACACCAAAUUGUGAGCACAGUGAAAAUGGAGGAAGUGGAUCACCAUUUAAUUUUGAAAAGCCAAUUAAUCACAAAAGGAAGAUUGAUUUGCCGAUUGAUAGGGCAAUCAAAGAAUUAAAAGCUAUAUGUGAGCAAAACAAAAAAACAACUGAAAAUGAGUUUGAUUUGUUUUGCAAAAGUUUAGCAAUACAACUCAUGAAAAUGCCUCUUGACAGGACAUUCAGAUGUCAGGAAAAAUUUCAGUCGAUGAUGACCCAAGAACGUCUUACACAGAUAUCACAGUCAUCAAUUUACUCGGACUCAAGCACUCAAUCCCCAUUUUCUAUUAACCAGUCGCCUCAAUAUGAUACCUACUAUUUAACCCAAGAACAAGUUCACUCACCAGUUGUAUCUGUACCUAUGAGUUCUCCACAAAAACUAUUUCAAAUUACAGAACCUCAAGCAUCCACCCAAGAAAACUUAGUCUUACAAGCUCCUCCAUAUGAAAAUACCAGACCAAAGCAUCAUCACUACAUUGUUACCCAACAGCAAGCUAAUUCGUCAAUAGUAACUGUGCUGAAUCAAACGGAGACGAAUCAAAUCGCAGUGGAUCAAACAUCCAUUCAAGAAAACAUCCUCUUUCAAGCUGUUAAAAGUAUUUUGUGA
Molecule: messenger RNA, 1464 nt
Organism: Parnassius apollo (apollo)
Lineage: Eukaryota; Metazoa; Arthropoda; Insecta; Lepidoptera; Papilionidae
Source: the annotation of a GenBank genome assembly